Myotis myotis is the source of this 1682-nucleotide messenger RNA. RefSeq names its product RNA terminal phosphate cyclase like 1 (gene RCL1). Bases 577 to 1515 code for a protein of 312 amino acids. Gene Ontology annotation, molecular function: RNA endonuclease activity. The transcript has 12 exons. The record is from RefSeq and is a predicted model, not a curated record. Gene Ontology annotation, cellular component: nucleolus. NCBI's taxonomy places the organism in Eukaryota, Metazoa, Chordata, Mammalia, Chiroptera, Vespertilionidae. Gene Ontology annotation, biological process: endonucleolytic cleavage of tricistronic rRNA transcript (SSU-rRNA, 5.8S rRNA, LSU-rRNA); ribosome biogenesis.
AGAGGAAAAUAUUGUAAUUUUAAUGAAAUGGAAUUCAUUGAAAUUUUCUUUUAUUGCCUGUGCUUUGGAAUCAAGUCUAAGAACUCUUUGCCUCAUCCUAGAUCCUAUAUCAGAAAUUUUGUACCCCAGGAGCAGCCCUGAAGAGGAAGAGCCAUAGAGGGUGUGUGGGAAGUGAAGAGGCAAUGAUUCUACACAUCUUGUCUUAGUGAAGUUUGGGGAACUUCAGCCUUAUUAUUAUUAGAUUUUGAAGCCAGCUUCAUAAGGCUUUUGGACAAAAUAACAAAUGGUUCUCGAAUUGAAAUAAACCAAACAGAUGGAAACAUCCAGGUUCCUGUCUGUGAUACAGUUGUUUGGAGAUAUGUGUGAAUUCUGCCGAUUUAAGGGGCAUACACUUGAUUUAAGGAAGUUAGAAGACUGAAAAUUUCAGAUCAACAAACCAACACCUUCUCUUUUUUUAACAGGACGACCUUAUAUUACCAGCCUGGCCUCCUGUAUGGUGGAUCCGUGGAGCAUGACUGCAGUGUCCUUCGUGGCAUUGGCUAUUACCUGGAGAGUCUUCUUUGCCUGGCUCCAUUUAUGAAGCACCCAUUAAGGAUAGUUCUUCGAGGAGUGACCAAUGACCAGGUUGACCCCUCGGUUGAUGUUCUUAAGGCAACGGCCCUCCCUGUUUUGAAACAGUUUGGAAUUGAUGGUGAAUCACUUGAGCUAAAGAUUGUGCGACGGGGAAUGCCUCCUGGAGGAGGAGGUGAAGUGAUCUUCUCCUGUCCCAUAAGGAAGGUCCUGAAGCCUAUUCAGCUCACAGAUCCAGGAAAAAUCAAACGUAUCAGAGGAAUGGCGUACUCCGUCCGUGUUUCACCUCAGAUGGCGAACCGGAUUGUGGAUUCUGCAAGGAGCAUCCUCAAUAAGUUUAUACCCGACAUCUACAUUUACACAGACCACAUGAAAGGAAUCAACUCUGGGAAAGUCGGAUGUCCCCUCCCUGCUCCUGGUCAAGCAACUCAAAGGCAACUGGAGAUUGUGCUAAAAUGUCCCAUGACGAUGGACGGGCGGCACAGUGUUAGAUGGUUAAGCAUCACACAGAGUUCCCCUGAGCCUUUGAUUACGUCUCCAGGCUUUGGGUUGUCACUGGUUGCCGAGACCACCAACGGCACCUUCCUCAGUGCUGAGCUGACCUCCAACCCCCAGGGCCAGGGGGCGGCGGUGCUUCCAGAGGACCUGGGCAGGAACUGUGCCAAGCUGCUGCUUGAAGAAAUCUACAGGGGUGGAUGUGUGGACUCGACCAACCAAAGCCUGGCUCUGUUGUUCAUGACCCUUGGGCAGCAGGACGUUUCCAAAGUCCUGCUAGGACCGCUCUCUCCCUACACGAUAGAAUUUUUGCGGCAUUUGAAGAGCUUUUUCCAGAUUAUGUUUAAAAUUGAGACCAAGCCGUGUGGCGAAGAACGCAAGGGCGGGGAUAAAGUGCUCAUGACCUGUGUUGGCAUUGGCUUCUCCAACCUUAGCAAGACCCUCAAGUGAUGCUGUCACAGGAUCAAAGGCCCCAACGCUUACAGACAAAGCAGAAGCUGCCAAGGACCCAGAGGGACUAAGUCCAAACAGGGCAGCAGAGCCUCGGGUAUUGAGGCCUUUCUUCACUUUCCAUUUAAAAACAAUCAGAAUAUGCAAAUAAAAGACAUUUUAUAUCA